This is a messenger RNA of Rhododendron vialii, 753 nucleotides long. RefSeq lists its product as uncharacterized. Gene Ontology annotation, molecular function: nucleic acid binding; zinc ion binding. Lineage: Eukaryota; Viridiplantae; Streptophyta; Magnoliopsida; Ericales; Ericaceae. The record is from RefSeq and is a predicted model, not a curated record. The transcript has a single exon. Bases 1 to 753 code for a protein of 250 amino acids.
AUGAACGAGUUCUGCAAAUGUCGACCACCAACCUUUCAUGGAGACACCAAUCCCGUCGUAGCCAAGACGUGGCUGAAUGAAGUCAAGAUGAUCCUUAGAACCUUAAGGAUUACCCGCGAUGGAGACCGUGUGGCACUAGCCACUUAUCAGCUGAAGGGAGAAGCCCGCUAUUGGUGGAACCUAAUGGAGGCAACGCAUGCCGUAGCCAUUAUGACUUUUGCCGAGUUCGAAACCCUGUUUCUCAACAAGUACUUUCCCACACCCCUCUACCUAACCAAGGAACAAGAGUUCCUGAACCUAAAACAAGGACCGAUGACCGUCAUCCAGUACGCGGCCAAGUUCGAGGAACUGUCACGUUACGCCCUAGACUCCAUCCUGAACGAGGACAAGAAGGCUAAGAGAUUCGAGUGGGGACUGACGACUGCUCGAAAGGCUGUAGCGGCUCAAGCUUUCACCACCAAUGCCGAAGCUGUGAAGUGUGCUCUCCAGCUAAAGAGUGAGGAGACUGACUUCAAAACCCGGUGGAGGAAGGCAAAUAAUAACGUCAGUGGACCAAUCCGAACUCAACCCCCCAACAGCAACCAUGGACCCUACCCCAUCAAACCCUUUAACCCGCAUCAAAACAACCAACCCUGGAAGACUGCUAUCCCCGAAAGUGGCGAACAGAAGAGAGGUGGUAAAGACAUAGCGAUCGUUCAAUGCUUCACUUGCCAGGCUAUGGGUCACUAUAAGUGUGACUGCCCCCAACUUUAA